Molecule: messenger RNA, 3717 nt
Organism: Copidosoma floridanum
Lineage: Eukaryota; Metazoa; Arthropoda; Insecta; Hymenoptera; Encyrtidae
Biological process (GO): alternative mRNA splicing, via spliceosome
Cellular component (GO): nucleus
Molecular function (GO): RNA binding; protein binding
Source: RefSeq, a predicted model, not a curated record
UGAUAGAUGAUGAUAGAGCUAAGACAGUAAUAGGGCACUCCAGUACAACGCAGCCGUGCUAAUAAUAUUGGCAUAUCAAUAUUGCACACGUCAGCAUCAGUCGUUGAACGUAGUACAGAUUAAAAUAGUUUAAUGAAAGUGCAAGCCACGUAAUUUGAUUCCUUGUUCGUCACUUGCGCGCGUUUGUUUCUGUCAUCAGUGAGCGUCUCUCGCGCCUGGCGCGGCAGUGGCGGCGUCCUCAGCAGAAAGACAACCACAUCGACUUCCCCGUCCCCUUGCUACUCUUUUGACUUUACUGAUAGAAUCAUAUCUUUCUUCAGCCGAGUACACCCAAGAAGUAAUUUAAUACUUGUAGCAAACCAGUACUACUGCUUAGAGAUGGAUCCUGCUAAGCUGAAAGUAGUGGAGCUGAGGGUGGAGCUGAUGAAGCGCGGUCUUGAUAGCAAGGGUAAUAAACCUAUCCUUAUCGAGCGGUUACGUCAGGCAAUCCAGGAAGAGCGGGCUUCCGGCGAAGCGCCCACUGUUGACUUGAAUGAAAAAUCAGAAAUAGGCUCAGAGAGUGAAGAAGAUUCUUCAGAUACUGUCAAAUUGCCGCCCAGAACUCCAAGCAGAUCCUCCAGACACACUUCCAGAGAGCCGACAACUCCGGUAAAAACUCCAACUCGUAGGAGCAGUUCAAGAUCCUCUCUCAGUAGACAGUCUCCAGCAAAGGCAAUCUUGAUUGAGGGUAAUGAAGCUACCCCAACAUUAGAACCUAUUAUUGAAGAGGACAAACCAUCACCUAUGAAAGGCACGGUUGUACCUGAAAAAGAUAUUGUGGUUACUAUUUCAUCAAAAAAAGAUCCUGAAGCUUUACCAAAAAAAGAAUCUGCAUCAACUCCCAAGAAAGAUGUAACACCAGUUCCAUGCUUAGGAUCACCUGGCCAAGAAUCGACUCCAGUAUUUACAUCUGCACCGUCACCAUCCCCUAAAGAAGCAGUUGAAACAUCUUUUUCUCCAUCAUCACCUGCAAAGAAAGCUAUCCCUCAGAAAAAAGCUAACCUUAUAGAUUCAAAAACAGAAAAUGCAGCACAGAAUGAGUUACAAAAAAAAGAUGAAUGUUUGGAUGUUGUACAAGAAGCAGAGAAGCAUAUUUCUGAAAAAUCUCAGGAAAUAACAAGAGUUUCAGCAGAAGAAUUAUGUCAGAAACCAGACAAUACAAUUGCUGAAAGUAACCUUAUGAAGGCCAUUAUUCAGAAUCCAAUCCAGACUUUCACUGAAGGUCCAAUCAAGAUUCCAGCUCAGAAAACAACAAAAACUGAUAUCCAAUGUCCUGUCAAAAGUCAAUCUGACAGCCAACUGAUACCUACUACUACAAGUCUGGCUAAACAAGUUUUAACAAGUACAGUUAAACUAUCGACAGAAAGCAGUGAAGAUACAGAAGAUCAGAGACCAGCACAACUUUCUUCUUCACUAAAGCUUCAGCAGAGUCCAGUCAAGUGUAAUACUGAAAGUCUGAAAAGCCAUAACAAAAAUUUUCAAAAUGAAGAUGAGUUACGGAAAACUUUAUUGCCUGAAAAAUCAGAACGUUCCAUGGUUGAAAGCGAAAAACAACCUGUUAGCAUGAAAGUAGACCAUGAGAAUACUGACAAAACCUCAGAGUCAGAUGAGCAGCAAGAUAAAGAAGAAAAGUCAAGCGACAAAAAAAGAAAAAGAUCACCAAGUCCUAUUUCAGAAGAUGCUCCGCGGGCUCCACCUAUAGCAAGACCGGAAAAUGAACCGAACUAUGAUGAAAACGCUGUACUUCUCUCUUGGUAUGAUUCUGACUUACACUUGGUAAUCAACACAAUUAACUACUUCUCGGCUUCUCCGAUGCAAGGCGAAGGUUUUAAUUACAUGUGGGCAGGCGCACGGGCUUCUCAUGGAUUUAACAAAGGAAAAGUCUUUUAUGAGGCACGCGUUAAUACUGAGUUUGACAAUCUUGCUGCUCAGAACGCAGCUGGGGCAACCAACGCCAGUGGUGCGUUACCUGUUGAUGAAGAAAAGAUACCAAGCACUUUAAGAGUCGGUUGGUCGACGAUUGGUACAUCAUUGCAAUUAGGUGAAGACAAGCUUUCGUAUGGGUAUGAAGGUACAGGCAAAAAAGCAACAGAUAAAGUAUUUAGUGAAUAUGGCAAGGUAUUUGCCAAAGACGAUGUGGUUGGAUGUUAUGCCGACUUUGAAACUCAUGAAGGAACGGUGAUUCUUACAUUCACUGUUAAUGGUGAAACUCAAGGACCUGCAUUCAAUAUAGUGAAAGAGGAACUUGAUGGUAAAGCGUUGUUUCCACAUGUAUUAAGUAAAAACUGCUCGUUCACUGUAAAUCUUGGACAGGAAGAAGCAUGGAGUUCUACUGUAUUGGAGGGUUAUCAUUCUGUUGGAAAAAUUGACAUCAAUCAUAGAAUAGUAGGUCCUCGCCGGCCGGCCAAAAGAGAAGAUUGUGAAGUUAUUUUAUUAUGUGGGCUACCAUUUUCUGGCAAAACGUCUUGGGCUACAAAACACGUCAACGAACAUUCUGACAAGUUGUACACGGUUUUAGGAAUACACAAUCUAAUAAAUAAAAUGAGAGUGGAAGGAUUACCAUUAAAAGAUAAAUUCAAAGGUCGUUGGGAAGUUGUUGAAGAAAAAUGUUCAAGAGCUCUUGCUAAAUUAUUGGAGUCCGCACCAUCCAGGAGGCGAAAUUACAUUUUAGAUCAACAAGCAAAUGUGUAUGGUUCAGCACAAAGACGUAAGAUGAGAAACUUUUAUGGAUUUCAUCGAAAGGCUGUAGUUUUAAUUCCUUCAGAUGAAGAUUUUAAAGCGCGUAUUGCCAAAUGCAAGGAAGAAUCUGGUCGAGUUGAAAUUAGAGAAUCUUCUAUUUUAGAAUAUAAAGCAAACUUAAGUGUACCAUCAAUAGGAGAAUCGUUUGAAGAAGUUAUAUGGACUGAUCUUGAAGAACAAGAAAGUAAGAAACUUAUUGAAACUUAUAACAAAGAAGGAAAAACAGCUGGUUAUGGAAAUCAACAGCAGCAACCCAGUAAGCGAAGUCGCUAUGAUAACGGUCAUAAAGACCGAAACCAUAGAGAUACCAGAGACUACCGUAGGAUGGGCUUUAACGACAGAAGAAGCAGCUCGUGGCGUGGCGGCCAAAGCGGUUGGCGGGACAAUCGUAUACGCGGUCCGAUGAGGCAUGUAAGUUCAGGCUAUGGAGCACCAGCUGCUUGGCGAGGCCGAGGUGGCGAUCGCCGACAAGACGACAGACGGCAAGGUGGCGACCGAAGUAGAGGUCGCCAAGGUUGGAAUACCACGGGUUAUCAAGGACAAAAUUGGGGAAAUCAUGGAAACUGGCAAAGCCAAGCGCAAGACUGGAGUAACAACUGGAGCCAGCAGCAAGCCUGGGGUGGAGCUGGGGGAGCCUGGAAGGGUUAUGGCCAGCAGCAAGUACCUUACGGUCAGCAGACAAACCAGAAUUAUGAUAAUGGCAGUUGGACAUGGGGCUCGCAGUAUUAUAAUCAGCAGUAUUGGUCCGGCCAGCCGGCACAGCAAGCUCAACACACCACGACUGGUCAGACGAGUGGCCAAACACAGCAGAGCUCCAUCACUCCAGCUACAAGCAAAAAGUAAUCUUGUUUUGUUGCAAAACAGGUUACGACGAGCUUCAGUGAGACCGCACUGCAGACAGCAAGCUUUUUGGCAGCCCAAUGUUUUUUUUUCCAAAGC